CACACACACACACACACACACACAGCUUCCCUGCCUCAGCCUCAGCCUCACUCACUAGAGAGGCGAGGAGAAGAGCCUUCUUCCUCUCUCUGCUCUCGCCACGCCACUUUCUCUCGCUUCCCCGCCCAUCUGUGCAGACGGCAGCUCCAGCAAAGUUGGCCUCAAACUUGAACGGAGCUGAAGCCUCCAGCUUCUCGCAGCAGCAGCAGCAGCAGCAGCAGCAGCAGUAACAACUGCAGCAGCAGCAGCAGCAGCCUCCAGCUGUGAACUCUGCUAGCCUUGAGAAGCUCUUCUGAGUCUUCCAGCACCCAGCUGGCCCCCAGGCCCCUGCAAAAACACAUCCACCCUUGUCCCGGGGAUUUGAAAUCUGAGCUGGGGAAUGGUGUGCUGAGGACCCUCCGGAGCACAGUGUGCCUACCUGGACCCGAAGAAACCCAAGGCCCACGCCAACAUGGCCAACCCAGGGCAGCCUCAGUUUCAAGACCCAGGCUCCAUCUCACCCCUGGAGCUGCCCGAGAUGGAGAAGCUUCUCACCAAAGUGGAAAACAAGGAUGACAAAGCUCUGGGUCUGUCCAAGUCUCUGUCGGGGGCUCUGGACCUGGAGCAGAAUGGCCACAGCCUGCCCUUCAAGGUCAUCUCCGAGGUGCACCGCCAGCCCUCCCUCCCUGGCUCCCCUUCCCGGGCCAGCUCUCGGAGAGCGUCCUCUGUUGUCACCACCUCCUAUGCCCAGGACCAAGAAGCUCCCAAAGAUUACCUGAUCCUUGCCAUCGCCUCCUGCUUCUGCCCCGUCUGGCCCCUCAACCUCAUCCCCCUCAUCUUUUCUAUCAUGUCUCGAAGCAGCGUGCAGCAGGGGGACAUGGACGGGGCACGGAGGCUGGGCCGCCUGGCACGACUGCUCAGCAUCACCUUCAUCAUCCUGGGCAUCGUCAUCAUCAUCGUGGCUGUCACCGUCAACUUCACAGUUCCGAAGUAACCGCAGAGCUGCUUCUAGCGGAGGCAGAUGCCAGCCAGCUGGAGAGCUUCGAACCCACACAUCCCCACACAUUACAGAGGACAGGAUGGUGGCUGCCAAGUCCCCACCUGUUCCCAAGUUCCAAAAGCACAAACUUGGAGGGAAACCUCUACAGCACUCCAUUGUCAGCCCAUGGCAGAUGGGAAGGAAAAUCUGGAAUGAAGUUGGCCGUGAACCCAAUGAAUAAUCUCAUAGACACAUCACUCGCCUUUUGACCUCAGUUCUCAGGCUUGUUUCUUAUCCCCACAAUUCCUGGGACUUACACACAGCAUAAACUGCCAGAAUGGGAAGAAAACCAGCCCCACAGCCAAGAAAGAAGCACCACACACCCUGGGUGUCUGUGAACAUGAGCACAGUCUGGGCCGCUGUCUUUUCUACUUUUCUUGAUAGGGAGCAAACAGACGCCUUGCAUGCUUUGCGUGGAGCAUCCACGGUGAUCCUAGCCUGGGUCCAAAGGAGAAGGUGUCACUCAGCAUGGGCCCUGAAUACCCACCGGCAAAGAGACAAGAGCCAUGUGGAAAUCUUCCACUGAAGAUUGGGUAGGGAUAGCAGGACACACCGGGCCCUCUUACUGAACUUCAACCUCGAGACUUCUCUACCAAGGACUCUGCUUCCAGAGCACCUUCCAGAACCAUGGAAGGGUCUGCCUCUUGCUCCCCACCUGUGCUGUAGCCAGAGGCACCAACCUGGAAGUCCUAGAACUUGACCUGACCCAGGUCAGCCAUGGGGGAGGGACAGAGCCUGAGCUCUCGCCUGUCACUGACUCUUUGGGGGUCUGGGAUCCCAUCUUGGUAACCCGUGCGAGUGACUCAGGGGCCCUCUAUAGGGCAUUCAGGGACCCUGCACAGAAGAGCUGAGUUGGACCCUGGCUUCAGGCUCUUAGCCCAGCUUUAAUGGAUGCUCUGUGCCUGGCCCCAUGUCCCUGGCCAUCCACAGCAACCAAGGCUCUUCCCUAGGGGUAACUUUGAGACUCCUACUGGACUCUGUGAUUCAUAGGCUCUCGGGAGUCUUUGCUGCAUUUUGUAAGGGGGGGGCUAGAGAAUUCUUAAGAAGGCUUGCUAUUUCUUAAUCUGGAGCCCCCGGAGUCUAGAAGGAAAGGCCCAGCAGAAGGGUCAGUCUAGAGAGUGGGAACUGGGCAGGGAGUAAGGGCCCAGUAGCUACAGCCUCUGUCUGAGGACCUAGCAGAACACGGGAAAGGAGCCGAACAGAAGCCUUUGCCAACUAGCCACCUGCUUUUUGCCUCUGCUUCUCCAGUUUCCUGCCUGGCACAGACUGUGCCCACAGGGGCUUCACCUGCUGGUCUUGCUUGCUCUGAGCCACCACUACCCAAUGUCACACCCUACCACCACCACCUUCAGCUCAGAUCUGGGAGAGGAGGAAGGAUCCAGGCUUUCCUUGCCCAGCGGCUAGGGCUAACGGCUUCAGUGGGGGGAAUGGGUGUAAAACCACAGCCACACUGGGUGGGGAUUGGAAGUUCAUCUCCUCUGAGCAAAAUUAGGACCCGACACCUCCUCCCCAGGGCUCCCUGCCUGGCUCCCUACAAUCUCAGAGACCCUGGGCAGGGCAGGUUAGUACAGAGCACUGGCCACUAAGAGAGGAGGCUCUGGGGCUCCCAGACAAGGUCAGAGCACCUGCUGGGAGGGCCGAGGGGUUGGCAGUGUCUCUCUGGGGUUGAUGCCCCUAAACCAGGCUCCCAUUGGGGGAAUCAACUUGGACUUAUGUUCCCAAAGCAGGACUGGCUGUGUACCCUUGACAGGAUCUUUGAGGCCAAACUAGAGAUGUUCCCAUUCGCUGCGGGAAGUAAGUGUGUGAGCCCAGAACAUGUGUGUGAGGUGAGAGGUCGGGUCAUGGGAGAUGGACUGUGUGUGGAAACAGCCUGCCACAGGCUCCUGAUCUUGAGUGGACGGUUUCCUAAAGCACCCCCCAACACACACACACACACACACACACACACACACACACACACACACACACACACACACACACACUGGGGGUCCAGCUUCAGGACCCUCAAGAAGAGGGAAUUGUUAUGAGGGAUUAUCAUGACGGGGAGAAGAGGCAGAGGUGCCUUUAUCUUCAGCCACUGCGUCCCUGGAGUCCAGCCCACACCCAGCCAUUCCUCCCCAACCCCUGGUCACCAGUGUACAGUAGGUCUGCCAUUCACACCCUCACACACGCACACACUUAUUCACACUUCAGUCCGGAACAACUGGAGUCUCUGCAUCAGGGAAUGGCUUAGCUGAGAGCCUUCCCAUGGUUCCAGAGACACAGCCUAGGGGUUCCCGGGGUAUCCCUUGGGUAGAGGGGAGUACAAGGGUAGGAGGAAAGAGCCAUUGGGAUGGGAGAAGACUGAGGAAGAGUUCUCAAUGGCACCCAGUCCCCGCGAAGCUGGGAGGGACAAGGGCCCUGCUGUCCUAACAUUGUCUUGGUUUGGGGCCAGCUGCAUGCACACAGUGGCUGUGAGGGAACUGACCUUGCCUCUCUUUGGGCAUCCUGGUGAACAGCAAGAACUAACCCCCACCACCACCACCACACACACUAGUGACUCUGUAUUU
Molecule: messenger RNA, 3567 nt
Organism: Peromyscus maniculatus bairdii (prairie deer mouse)
Lineage: Eukaryota; Metazoa; Chordata; Mammalia; Rodentia; Cricetidae
Gene: Trarg1
Product: trafficking regulator of GLUT4 (SLC2A4) 1
Cellular component (GO): membrane
Source: RefSeq, a predicted model, not a curated record